Elaeis guineensis (African oil palm) is the source of this 1050-nucleotide messenger RNA. RefSeq names its product large ribosomal subunit protein eL6. Gene Ontology annotation, biological process: cytoplasmic translation; ribosomal large subunit assembly. Gene Ontology annotation, molecular function: structural constituent of ribosome; RNA binding. The record is from RefSeq and is a predicted model, not a curated record. Gene Ontology annotation, cellular component: ribosome; cytosolic large ribosomal subunit. Lineage: Eukaryota; Viridiplantae; Streptophyta; Magnoliopsida; Arecales; Arecaceae.
GCAUAAAACCUCCGUCAACCGAUUAGGGUUUGCAGCGGGUUCUUUUCUCCGUCCCAGAUAAAUCCUUGCCCCGCCUCCUCCUCCUCCUCCUCUCCAUUUCUUCCUCUCCGUGCUCCCUGUGGUGUUGUCAAAGAGAGAGAUGGCGGCGAAGAAGGCUAGCUUGACGAGCAGGAACCCGGAGUUGAUCCGGGGGAUCCGGAAAUACUCGCGGUCGAAAAUGUACCACAAGCGCGGGAUCUGGGCGAUCAAGGCCAAGCACGGCGGCGUAUUCCCCCGCCACGAGCCCAAGGCGGCGCCGCCCAAGCCCGCCGAGAAGCCCCCAAAGUUCUACCCCGCCGACGACGUCAAGACCCCCAUUCCGAAUCACCGCAAGCACAAGCCCACCAAGCUCAGGCCGAGCAUUACGCCCGGGACGGUGUUGAUUCUUCUCGCGGGGAGGUUUAUGGGGAAGCGAGUUGUCUUCUUGAAGCAGCUGCCUUCAGGAUUGCUCCUUGUUACUGGGCCCUUCAAGAUAAAUGGAGUUCCUCUGCGUCGUGUGAAUCAGGCUUAUGUCAUUGGUACAUCCACCAAGAUUGAUAUUUCUGGGGUUGAUGUUGAGAAAUUUGAUGACAAAUAUUUCACAAAGGAAAAGAAGAAGAAGACAAAGAAGAGCGAGGGUGAAUUUUUUGAUACAGAAAAAGAGGCAACCAAGGCACUCCCUCAGGAGAAGAAAGAUGACCAGAAGACCGUGGAUGCCCAAUUGAUUAAAGCCAUUGAAGCUGUUCCAGACUUGAAGGCAUAUUUAGGUGCUAGGUUUUCUCUUAGGGCAGGCAUGAAACCACAUGAGCUUGUUUUCUAAAAUGACAAUGAAAACAUUUCAGCAGCUCCCUCGGAAGUGCUGUUCAAGCUUCAGUGUAGCUGGGUUAGUUUUAGUUUUGGAUUCGAGGAAGUGAACUUGAGUUUUGUUUUAUGUUUGGUUUGUUGUUCAUGAGGGAUGUUUGUUCGGUUAGGCCGUAUUUGGUUGGUUGGACAUAAAUCUGAAUUAUUAAAAGAUAUACGUCUCUUUUUUUU